AUGGGCGUCAAGCCCAGAAUCGACCGCCCGGUCGCAGUCAUCGGCAGCGGCGUCAUGGGCCGCCGGAUCGGCUGUGUCUUCAUCGCUGCUGGCUACCAUGUCCAUCUCCGGGAUUCCUCGCCGGUGGCCCUCCGCGAGGCGGCAGAGUACAUCGAUCACCACAAAGCCGAGUUCUCGUUGAUGCCGCGCAUUCAUAAGGCACGCGAAGAAGAUAGCCAAGGAAAUGUGGAUGAUCCCAAUGUUCACACUUCCAUUUCUCAGGUUGACCUCGAGUCAUCUACUUCUGCACCUUACGGUAUCUGUAAGACUUUUGAUGAUCUCGAGCCUGCUAUUUCCAAUGCUUGGUUGAUUGUUGAGGCUGUGCCUGAGGUGCUGCAGUUGAAGAUUGAUGUUAUGGCUGACUUGGAUAAAUACGCCCCGGCGGAUUGUUACAUCGGCUCGAACAGUUCCUCUAUGAAGUCACGCUUGAUGCUUGUUAAGGUCUCCCCCAAGCGUCAGCACAAAGUUUUCAAUAUCCACUUCGCUAUGCCUCCUUCUAUCCGAAUGGUCGAGCUGAUGACGUGUGGCAAGACCGAUCCCGAUAUCUUCCCUUACUUGGAGACUGUCUUGGGUGAGUGUGGCCUAUUACCAGUAACAGCUCGCCGCGAAUCGACCGGAUUCGUCUUCAAUCGCAUGUGGGCAGCAAUCAAGCGCGAAAUCAUACACAUCCUCUCCGAAUGCGUCAGCGACCCCAGCGAAAUCGACCUCCUAUGGGAGCACAUGUUCAAGAACGGGCCUCUCCCCUGCCAAUUGAUGGACCAAGUCGGCCUUGACAACGUCGCCUUCAUUGAGGACAACUACAUCCAGGAGCGAGGUCUCCCCUCAGCCCCGACCGUCGACUGGCUACGCAAGGAAUAUAUCGAACAAGGACGCCUUGGCAAGAAGAGCGAAAAUGGCGGCCUCUACCCUCCGCUUGCGAAAUCCUCUUCGGCAGAAGCGACUCCAGCCAACCCGCACAGCGCCGCAAAAGACAUCUACCUGCUGGACGUUGGCCUCGGUGGAAACACCAAGGACGUCUCACAGGUGCACUCGAACGGCAAAAUCCUACGCCUCAACCUCGCAACUCAAAAGCUCACCCCCGUCGUGGUCGGCCAAAACUUGCCCGACGGGAUCGACGUGUCAUUGUCGGCACAGCGCGUCUUCUGGACGAAUAUGGGCCGCAGCACGGCCGCCUGUGAUGGCUCGGUCUGGUCGGCUGAUUUUGACGGCGGCGAGAUGAGAUGUAUUGUCCCCGUUGGACAGGUGCAAACGCCCAAGCAACUCGCGGUUAUCGAGUCGCGGAGAGAGGUUUACUUUUGUAAUCGUGAGGGCACAAGCGUGCACCGCUGUGAUUAUGAUGGUAAUAACCACGCUAUCCUGGUGCAGCGCCGUACGGAGCCUGGCUCGAGUCUGUUGGAACAGAUGACACUUUGGUGUGUAGGUGUUGCUGUGGAUUCUGAGCGCAGUCUCUUAUAUUGGACACAGAAGGGGCCUUGCAAGGCUGGCCAUGGCCAAAUCUUUUGCGCUGGCUUGGAUAUUCCUCCUGGCGAAACUGCUGAGAAUAGGACUGAUAUACGGUGUAUGUGGAACAAGCUGCCUGAGCCUAUUGAUAUUGAGUUAGAUAGCGAGAGUCAGACCCUGUACUGGACGGAUCGUGGGGAGCACCCUUUCGGCUGCACGCUGAACCGUGCGUAUGUUGGUGGUGAAGAUAUGGAUAUGGAAAAGGUUAUUCUAGCGCGUCACUUCCACGAGCCAAUUGGGUUGAAAUUGGACAAGGCGAACGACAUUGUGUAUGUGGCUGACCUAGGUGGCAGCUUGUACUCAGUGUCGUUGGAAGAUGGAGUUAAGACUGAGCUUGUGCGCAAUGAUGCUUGCUACACUGGUUUGACUCUUGUUUAG
This is a messenger RNA of Penicillium vulpinum, 1917 nucleotides long. Its product is annotated as Dehydrogenase multihelical. The record is from RefSeq and is a predicted model, not a curated record. NCBI's taxonomy places the organism in Eukaryota, Fungi, Ascomycota, Eurotiomycetes, Eurotiales, Aspergillaceae. Bases 1 to 1917 code for a protein of 638 amino acids. Gene Ontology annotation, molecular function: oxidoreductase activity, acting on the CH-OH group of donors, NAD or NADP as acceptor; NAD+ binding. Gene Ontology annotation, biological process: fatty acid metabolic process. The transcript has 2 exons.